Phanerochaete carnosa HHB-10118-sp is the source of this 913-nucleotide messenger RNA. RefSeq lists its product as uncharacterized. Gene Ontology annotation, biological process: mRNA splicing, via spliceosome. Bases 52 to 828 code for a protein of 258 amino acids. The record is from RefSeq and is a predicted model, not a curated record. Gene Ontology annotation, molecular function: U1 snRNA binding. Gene Ontology annotation, cellular component: U1 snRNP. NCBI's taxonomy places the organism in Eukaryota, Fungi, Basidiomycota, Agaricomycetes, Polyporales, Phanerochaetaceae. The transcript is spliced from 4 exons.
UGCCUCGGAUGAACGCCAACCUCGAGGUCGUCUGCCUUGCUCUCCCCGACAAUGUCCUCCACACAACCUCAGGCGACGCUCUACAUAAAAAACCUCAAUGACAAGGUAAACAAGGAGGAGCUCAAGCACCAACUUCACGCGCUCUUCACGACCUAUGGUCGUGUCAUCGACGUCGUCGCACUAAAGACCCAAAAAAUGCGGGGCCAGGCCUUCGUCGUCUUUGGUGACCUCGCAGGGGCUACCGCUGCGCUCCGAGCGUGCGAGGGAUUGGACUUCUACGAUAAACCGAUGCAUAUCGAGUACGCCAAGCAAAAGUCAUAUGCGACCAUGAAGAAAGAUGAUCCCAACUUUGUACCGCCGGCAUCUAUUCAUGCUCGCGAGACCGCCACGCGACUCGGGAAUGGCAUCCUUAGUGGCGAGAAGCGUGGCAGGGAUGACAAGAUGGACGAAGACGUGCGGGAAUCAAAGCGCGAGCGAGUAGAUGAGGAUGACGGCGAGGAGAUGGAGAUCGAGGAUGAUGAAGAGACCGGCACGAAGGACAAGACUUCAAGCGCUGUUCCCCCUGUGUUACAACAGCCCUCAGCAAAGUUACUAUGCACGAACCUGCCUAUCGAAGUCACAGACGACGUCCUCUCGGUUUUGUUCCAACAGUACCAAGGUUUCAUGUCCACAAAUGUCGUGCCGUCGCCCACACCCAACGCCUCUGGGCAGAAAUGCAAGAUGGCGCAAGUGCUCUUUGACUCGCCAGGCAUGGCGUCGGUCGCAAAAGAGGCCCUGAACGGCUUCGCCUUAAAACAGGGCUGGGUUAUGUCGGUCAACUUUAUCUAGGAGUAUACUCCGCAUGGCGGAUUAUUAUUGUUUCUUGUUAUUUCUACUCAAAUCAAUGCGCUUUGCUAUCGUACGAUCUCGUAGC